CCCCCCGCGGUGGCCGCGAGGUUGGUUGCGCGGGCGCCGGAGAAGGAGACGCUGCCCUUCCGCAGCGAUGGGAUCCUGGCUCUGUGGAAGGACCCUCUGGUAUGUGUGUCCCUAUCUUUCCGAGGCGUGGAUGGUGCCUGGGACCCAGCCAGCAGCCAGUUGAAGACAUUUUCCUUGGAAACUCUUAGACCCGAGGGUGCUGGUCCUGCCAUGGCGUUCCGGAGGACCGAGGGCAUGUCCAUGAUCCAGGCGCUGGCCAUGACGGUGGCCGAGAUCCCUGUGUUCCUGUACACGACCUUUGGGCAGUCUGCCUUCUCCCAGCUGCGGUUGACACCAGGCCUGCGGAAGGUCCUUUUUGCCACAGCCCUGGGCACGGUGGCCCUGGCCCUGGCCGCCCAUCAGCUGAAGAGGCGACGGCGGAGGAAGAAGCAGGUCGGCCCUGAGAUGGGAGGUGCAUAUCUGGGCACGGUGCCCCUCCCCAUCCUCAUGGCCAGGAAGGUCCCAUCGGUGAAGAAAGGCUACUCCAGCCGGAGGAUGCAGAGCCCCAGUAGCAAGAGCAACGACACUCUGAGUGGCAUCUCCUCCAUCGAGCCCAGCAAGCACUCAGGCUCCUCCCACAGCUUGGCUUCGCUUGGUGCCCAGAUGGUAGCAGUGAACUCAUCCAGCCCCACGGCUGCGUGCUCAGGACCGUGGGACACCAGAGGGAUGGAAGAGUCUGUGACUACCGGUGAUAGCAACGCAGAGAGUCUCUACAUGCAAGGCAUGGAGCUGUUCGAGGAGGCUCUGCAGAAGUGGGAGCAGGCGCUGAGCGUGGGGCAGCGAGGGGACAGCAGUACCCCCACACCAGGGGACAGCCUGCGGAACCCCGAGACUGCUUCGGAGGUACUGUCUGAGCCAGAGUCACAGCGAAGGGAGUUUGCAGAGAAGCUGGAGUCCCUGCUGCACCGGGCUUACCACCUGCAGGAGGAGUUUGGGUCCACCUUCCCGGCCGACAGCAUGCUGCUGGACCUUGAGAGGACCCUCAUGUUGCCCCUGACUGAGGGCUCCCUGCGUCUACGGGCGGAUGAUGAGGACAGCCUGACCUCCGAGGAUUCCUUCUUCUCUGCUACCGAGCUCUUUGAGUCCCUGCAGGCAGGAGAUGACCUGAUCCCACUCUCCAGGCCGGCUGCUGCUUAUGAGGAGGCCCUACAGCUGGUGAAGGAGGGGAAAGUGCCCUGCCGGACCCUCAGGACUGAGCUGCUGGGCUGCUACAGUGACCAGGACUUUCUGGCCAAGCUGCAUUGUGUGCGGCAAGCCUUCGAGGGUCUUCUAGAAGACAAGAGCAACCAGCUUUUCUUCGGAGAGGUUGGCCGGCAGAUGGUGACGGGCCUCAUGACCAAAGCUGAGAAGGCCUGUUCCUGUGGAUCUCGUCCAAGUGAGUCUUGGAGCCUCUCUCAUGACCAGAACAGGCUGUGCUUCUCCCCACAGAGCCCCAAAGGCUUCCUGGAGAGUUAUGAGGAGAUGAUGGUCUAUGCCCUGCGGCCCGAGACCUGGGCCACCACGCGACUGGAGCUGGAGGGCCGUGGGGUGGUGUGCAUGAGCUUCUUCGAUAUUGUGCUGGACUUCAUACUCAUGGACGCCUUCGAGGACCUGGAGAAUCCUCCAUCCUCGGUGCUCGCCGUCCUGAGGAACCGCUGGCUGUCAGACAGCUUCAAGGAGACGGCUCUGGCCACUGCUUGCUGGUCAGUCUUGAAAGCCAAGAGGAGACUGCUGAUGGUGCCUGAUGGCUUCAUCUCCCAUUUCUACUCCGUAUCGGAGCACGUUAGCCCCGUCCUAGCCUUCGGCUUCCUCGGACCCAAGCCCCAGCUCUCGGAAGUCUGUGCUUUCUUCAAGCACCAGAUCGUGCAGUACCUGAGGGACAUGUUCGACCUGGACAACGUGCGCUACACCUCCGUGCCGGCCCUGGCAGACGACAUCCUGCAGCUGUCCCGGCGCCGCAGCGAAAUCCUGCUUGGCUACUUGGGGGCGCCAGUGGCCAGCAGCGUGGGCCUCAACGGGGCACUGCCCCGAGAGAACGGGCCCCUGGAGGAGACGCAGUAGCGGCGGGUACAGGCUUGGGGAAGGGGACUGCCUGGGCCUCGUCCGCGUGGCCGUGAGGCCGUCUCCUCCCCUCCUUUGGGUUGGCAUUGAAUGGCCUGGGGAUCCAUGGCCAUCAGCAGGGGCAGAAUCUGGGCCUGGGCGGCCAAGGGUGAUUGCCCCUGACCUUGUCCCUCCUCAUCAUUUGGGAAUCCCUGCCAACUGCCUUGGAGAGGGUUGGAGCCCAUGGGAGCCUGCCUGACUGCCCUCAGCUAUCCCUGGGGGAGGCGGCAGCUGGACCAGUGACCUGCGGGGCCCGAGGGAGAGGAAGGUGGUGGGAGAGAGGGGUAUUGUGAGGAGAGGUGGGACAGGCAGACCUGGGAUGCCCUUGGUUUGGGACCCCAAAACCUCCCCCCACCCCAGGGCUGCUGAUGAGGGGGGCUGGGAGGGUAGAGGUGGAAGAUGGGGGUGGCAGAGCUCUGGGGUGAAGGCCACGAUGUCCUGAGCUAGAAGGAACCUGGGCUAGAUGGUCUCUGGCUGCCCAGUCCCGCUGGCCCCCACCCCUGCCACCACCCUAGAGUUUGCAGCUCCAGAAAGGGAGGGUGGGGUCACAGAGUGCCUGGGGAACACUUUGGGAGGUGGCAGGCCUGGACCAUCCAAGGGUGGGACAGGCCGGGUCUGCUUCCCUUGUGCUCAAGUCUGGGCAGGGACUGGGCCCUUGGCAAACCCAAGCACGAAACCAGAAUGCUGUCUUCUGACGUGCCCUCAUCCUGCCAAAGACUGUCAUUUCUCUUCCCCUUUUGCCACCACCAAAGACGGAGGAGGUGGGGCUGGUCCUCCCGCCCACCCACCUGCCUCUGUGAGCCUGGACCCCCCUGGGUGGUGCUAGGGCUGAGCUGGAGGCUCUGACCAGGGCUCAUCUCAGGCCUGUCGCCUGUGCUGCCAUUGGUGGGGGCCCAGGGAUCACAUCAGGGAGGUCAGAGGACACACAGGGCUGGACCGAAUCCCCUGCCCUCAUUAGGACAGGAAACUUUGCCGGGCGCUUUGCCUUUGGCUCGACGCACAAAUGCUCUAGCUGUGCAGUGGCUGGUCCUACAGCUGUCCCCACAUUGUCCCCAUAUUGUCCCCGUGUCUGCGGGGUGCUGUCAGCCCUGCAGACUUACUUCUCUCACAGUGUUUUCACCGGAGGUUGGAUGUUUUAUUUAUUGCCUUAACACUUUAUUUUGAGGUUCUGCCCCUUUCAGGCCGAGAAGCCUCCCAGAGACACUGAGGCCUCUUUGGUCUCCGUACUCCGGAGGACUGGCUCCCCAGACCAGGGCCCCUCUCCCCUGAAAGGCAGAGGGGUCCCGGGAGGGAGUGAGAGGAGAAGCAGAGAGGGGUGGUGUGGGCCCGGCCCAUCAGCUCUGAGCUCACUCCCCCUACCUGCACGCUCCCUCCUGUUCCCCAGACUGGGGGACCCAGUGUUGAGCCAGGGCUCCGGCUGCAGCCCCCGCCCUCUGAGGUUGGUGUCCAGGAAGGAGCAGCCUCCUGGGUGGGAAGGCCUGGGGUGGCCCUCCUCCCCUCCAGCCCCACAUUCCAUUCAUUUGCACUUACCCUGCGCUAUGAAUGUCAUCUUGGGCCUGGGCCCCGGCCACUCUGAUUUGCUCGCAGAUCACUCAGAGUGGCCUUUUCAUCUUGUCUUUGUUUACACGUCCAUGCACUGCCUCGGGCACUUGAUUUGUUGCAGCUUCCAACUUUUGUAUGGUAGAGUGUGUGUGCAUCGACUUCCAAAUAAAUGAUUUAAACAAUGUC
Molecule: messenger RNA, 3846 nt
Organism: Leptonychotes weddellii (Weddell seal)
Lineage: Eukaryota; Metazoa; Chordata; Mammalia; Carnivora; Phocidae
Source: RefSeq, a predicted model, not a curated record